AUGGGCAUCGAAAUUGACAUUUCCACCCGGCAAAGCACGUGUUUCCCUGGAGAUGUGAUUCAAGGCACCGUGCGCCUGAACGUGACCGCGAAGGAUGCCGGAUCGCCAGCGGGUUCGCUCGUGAUACGGUUAGUCGGCCUGGCGAAGACUCGCGCCAUGUUCACAGCGACGGGAGUAGUCCCCACCGAAAGUGGCGCGGCUCCGUACACCUACCGUGACACGCUGAGCGAGGAUGUCGAGUUCCUCGGGUACGACGUCCAGCUAGCAGAUUUCGGUGGAAGGGCGGCCUCGGGAGAACACACCUACGACUUCUCCGUGACGCUCCCUCCGAGCUUGCCGGCGUCAAUGAAGGAACAAGGUGGGGGGGGGAGCUGCGCGAUCGCUUACGGGUUCAGAGCACGCCUGCACCGCCCAGGGUUGCUCAACUUCGAUGCCAAGGGAAAGGUGCAGCUGAAGGUGUUGGGCAAGCCGCAGGAGACCAGUGCCAGUUCGCCGGUAGUGGCGGGGCCAGAAGUAAUGGCCGUGAAGAAGUGCUACUGCUUGCAGAGCGGAAGUUGCGUCGCUGAGUCUCGGUCGACAAUGGACUUGGGUCACCGCCACGCCCGAUGGCAGCACGGCGCUCCAACCAACUCGCACGAGUCCAUGAGCUUGGGCUUCCAGGCUGAUCGCUCGGUGGUGGGGCUGAACGAAUCGGUGGGUAUCACAGUAGUGGCGCGGAACGACAGCUCGGUCGCCGUGAAAAAUCUGCGCAUCGAGCUCGUACAGGAGACGUCGUGGACCGCCAACGGCGCCGGUGACGUCAGCACGCGUGCCGUGAAAUCUGUUGUCGUGCCCGGAGCCGAACUGGGGGCCGUUGAAUUCGGAGGCCAGCGAGGACGAAGCGCGGCUGCAAUCGCGGACACGGCUCGGGCAGAUCUCGAGAGUCAGCUCGCGUCUGGGGCCGGCACUCGCUACGAGCUCACGGUCCCCGCCGACACCUCGAUCACCCUGAACUCAGAGACGAUUCAGCCCGGAACCUCCGGCGUGGUGCCGAAGGUACACGAGGAGACGAGCUCGCUCGCACCGUCUUCAACCGCCCGGCCCGUGACGGUGACGGUCCCGCCCAGCGCGGUCAAGCUGGCUUACAACCACGAACAGCCGCGAACGUCGGGUGCUGUCGGCAAAUACUUCUAGUUGGCACCUUGUUUACAGUUUGAUGUCGCGUUGCUGUUUACGUCCGCCGGCUGUGGCGGCGGGUUUGUGACAGCAGCGGUGGUGGGGCUAGCAGCUGGGCAGGUUGUUCCGCGUGAACGUUCUUUUGCAUGAACAACGGGGGUCGUGAUGGACAUCCCGCUGUUCUGUAGUCGCUACUGGCAAUGCGCAUGGGUUGUCGAAGGAGCACGCGCGAGCCACGCAUGGGACAGGGGCGUACAGAGGCACGCCAGUAUAGGGUGUUUGGGUGGUAGCUGCAGUGUCGCCGAUGCACGCAAACGGAAGCUCCCUGCGAUAUAUAGUCAAAUGUCUUUUCUGCGGACCAGAGCGGGACACUCGGGGGAGGGUUGAUGUACGGGACCCGGAUGGUUGGUUGGACCACCUCAUGUUGUGUUUCCGCUGGACUCAAAGGCUUGCAAUCUAAGAAUAGAUGUAGGAUGUAGAUGCGCCGUCAAAACCGGUGUUCUCACUAUCUCGUCCGGAGAGAGCCUUUCGUAAGGUCUUUCACCUCUCGCCGCAAUAGACAGAAGCUGAAAAAUUGCGGCGUAGUGUGGCGUCCUUUAAUAUUCGGGAGAGCGUUGUGCCCCCCCCCUAACCUAUUUGCAGACUUGACGGGGUCGCCUAGGGCUGUAUCGUGCUUAUGCUUGUGACUUUUAUUGAGUCCGGAGGAAGGAAUGUAGUCUUGGGGCCGUGCACAAGGCUCUCACCCGUUUCGGUGCGUUUUACGGUGUACUACGGCGAGACAGCGUGAGAUAUCAUGAUUUAACCGGGAGUUGUUGGCAGUAGGUGUAGCGAGAUGUUGGCCGAGCUGAAAGUG
Messenger RNA from Ectocarpus siliculosus, 2008 nucleotides. The record is from the annotation of a GenBank genome assembly. Lineage: Eukaryota; Phaeophyceae; Ectocarpales; Ectocarpaceae.